AUGACUGCAAUCUUUAAGCCGCACGUAGAAUGCCAAAGUCCGAGGACGGUCUUGGUUGAAGGAGACCCUGGCAUGGGUAAAAGCACGUACUGUCAAAAGCUUGCGUAUGAUUGGGCAACUAAGCAGAAGGAUUUCAACCCGUCUUUUCCAGACAUUGACGUGCUACUUCUUCUUAAAUGUCAUGAAAUAAGAUCUGACAUCUGGGAAGCUAUCGAUGAUCAAAUUCUUCCCGUGGAAAUUGAAGAUGGAGCUAAAGAAUGUUUCUUCAGAUUCAUUCGUGAAAAUCAGGAAAAGGUCUUAUUAGUACUCGAUGGAUUAGAUGAAAUGGAAUCCGGUGAACUAAAGAAAAUCUCUGCACUUUUUGAGGGUAAAGAACUCUCUUGUUGUCACAUUGUACUCACAGCUCGUCAUGAAGUGGGAAGGAAACUGAGGAGAUACUGUGACACUCUGUGGGAAAUUGUAGGGUUCACCAGGAGAGACGCAAAGAAAUUUAUUCGUACGUACUUCAGAAGCAUCAAAAAGGAGUACUUAACUGAGAAUCUGUUGAAAACGAUUUGGGGAGCGGGUGGGCGGAAAGACUUAUAUGAAUUGACAAAAAAUCCCCUAAACGUAACUUUACUCUGUAUUCUUUGUGAAGAUUUCGCCGGUGUUUUUCCAGCGAGCAGGACUCAAUUGUACAUUGAGAUUGUCCUGUGUGUUUUAAGACGAUAUGAAAGGAAGCAGGGAUUAUCAAGCAAGAAUGAGAACCUAGUGAGCGUCUACAAGGAAGAUUUAAUGCAUCUUGGACGACUAGCGUUACAGUCUCUUCGAAAAGGAGAGUUGUGUUUUGAAGAACAUGAAUUUUCCGAUAACUUCAUUGUCUUAUCGAAGUUUGGAUUUCUUUCAGUCCACUCAAGUAGCAGUAAGAGGAUAGCUCGUGUGCGUUAUUCAUUUCUCCACAAAAGCUUUCAGGAGUUCUUUUCUGGAUUCUAUCUUGCUUGCCAAAUUCUUGACGGAAAUUUGACCUGUGAUUCUAUUGCAACUGACCAGGGAUUUCAGGAUGAACUGGAGCAAGUCCUUUUAUUUAUGUUUGGAUUUAUAACCUCGACGGAAACAGCGGAGUCUCUCGUGAAAAGUAUGGCUGCAAAUAUUAAUUUUGUAGGAGGCACGUCUGAUCGAGAUAUUUCGGGACGUUUUUUAUUAGCUUUAGGCUGCAUUGUGGAGUGCCCAGGAGGAAGCUCCACUGUGGAGUGCCCAAGCUUAGCUCAUACCUUGGGACUACACCUUUACUUAACCAGUUUGAAUGUGUUUGGGAAAAGGAUUACUGCCUCUGACGCUGCUUGUCUUUCCCAGGCUAUCGCAUCCAACUCCUCCUUAACUAAUUUGAAUUUGUGGCGUAGCAACGUUGGUCCUUCAGGUGCUGCUUCUCUCUCCCAGGCUCUUUCAAUCAACUCGUCUAUAACAAAUUUGAAUUUGGGUUUGAACGACAUUGGUCCUUCAGGCGCUGCUUCCCUUUGCAAAGCUCUUUUAGGCAACUCCUCCUUAACCAACUUGGAUUUG
This is a messenger RNA of Porites lobata, 1539 nucleotides long. Lineage: Eukaryota; Metazoa; Cnidaria; Anthozoa; Scleractinia; Poritidae. The record is from the annotation of a GenBank genome assembly.